UCACGCUCAUCGGCGAGGCGACGGCUGCAAAUAAUCUGGUUGGUGGUCGGUGGUCGACCUCGGCAGCUUCUGCAGAACCGAAGUUCUUCCUGCAGAACCGCAGAACUUUGGGGACUUUUUUAUUCAAACUUUUGACCUUCUGAUGCUCUGAGUUCAUCGGUGAAACCAUCAGGGAUGACGCUCCUCGGUCUGGACCGGUUUGGUCACGUCGGCGUUGAAGGCCGUCUCCAGGGUUCCGAGCUAGAGUUGCAGGAUCUAAUUACCUGUUGAGUAACGGAGGGAUUCCUGUUGACGUGACGACCGGGACGGGACAAGGUUCAGAAGCUUUAUCAGUCCUGUGGAAGGAGGCGUCUGGCAGCGGGCCGGACCGGGACAAAGGUGACACAGGUGAGGCGGAAAAGCCGAGGCAGGGGGGAGGAUUAAGCUCAGUACGCCAGCAGCGUUCGGCUGCAGCACAAACCGGACCCCCCCCUCCCCAGAUGGAGCCGCGCCCACACCUGCAGCAGCCCCGAGCGUGAGCCGGGCCGGGCCGGCGGGUCGGGUCAUGUACGUGCUCUGCACCCUCGCCGUGCUGACGCUCCACGGCCUCCUGAGGAGGCUGAGCGACGAGGAGGGCGGCGGGGGCCGGGACGGCCGCCUGGAGGAUGAAGAGCGCAGAGGGGAAGAGAGGCGGGGGCGAGGUGGUGCGUGGAGCGACCCCACCUGCAGGCUGAGAGUCCAGCCGGUCCAGCGGUCCAGCGCUCUGCUCAGCCCUGCGGUCAUGUUCAGCUCAAGAAAGACCUGGGACAUUGGCCACGCCCCCUGCCUGCAGGAGCUCUGGAAGACGGACAUUUCAUUGGACGCCGGCUCGGUGGACUUCUUGAUGAGUGACGGUGAAGAUGAGAGUUCCUUCCUGUCUCUGCCCUCCGCCCCCUUCUCACAGCGCCGCUCUCUGACCGCCGAGCUCAGCGACGCCAACAGCCAGAAGCUGCUCAUUCAGAAGGUGGCCUGGUUCUGCCUGUGGACUCCUGCCAACACUCUGCAGGACAAAGUGUGCGACUUUCAAGCCCGUCUGCGCUCUGAGGAAGUGGCCCGCCACCUGCUGGUGCAGCAGCUGCAGCACAGCGUCCAGCCGAAGGCGGGUGGAGGCGUUCAGGCGCAGCAGGAGGAGCCGCGGUCAGCUGCGCCAAAUGGUGUGAAGCUGCUUCAGCCGAGUGAACCUUGGAGAACUUUCAGCUGUGCAGAAGAAAAGCAGCUUGUUAAGCAGCUGCACUCUCAGGUGAAGGAGCUGGAGGAGAAGCUGCUGGAUCAGACUCAGGAGGUGGAGAGACUCCGCUCUGAGCUGGGGGCGACGGACCUGGAGAAGCAGCUGGAGCGGCUGCUGGUGGAGAACCGACGGCUGAAGCAGGAGCUGAAAUCAUGCAGGUGCUCAGAGCUUCAGAAGGUGGACGCGGCAGAAACCUGCAGCCGCUGCCCCCACAGCCAGGAAGCAGAGGGUCUGCGGCGGGAGGUGUCCCGCUGGGAGAGCCAGGCCCGGCUGGUGGCGCUGGAGAAGGAGCUGCUGGAGAAAAGCUCCAGGGUGGAGGUCCUGCAGCGGCAGCUGGAGGACAGCCGGAGGCAGGCGGACGAGUGGAGGAGCAGGCAGGUGGAGGCGGAACAGAAACUCCGCCUCUGUCUGCAGGAACGGGAGGAGGGACUCGUCAGACAAGAAACGGCGCCCCCCAGAGUACAGACGGUGGAGGUGGAUUCGGCGGGUUCACAGAAAGACCUGGCUGACAUGCAGACGCAGAACGGCGCCCUGCAGGAGCAGCUGUGCGCCCAGCGGCUGCGGCUGCAGGAGCUGGAGACGCAGCUGCACGAGUCGCAGAGGACGUCCACGCAGCUCCGGACUCAGCUGCUCCUCCAUCACAGAAAGGCCGAGGCGGAUGGGAGGGGUCACGGCAAGGGGGCCCACGGGUUACCUAAGAUCCUGGUCUAUGAGGGUGAGAUGGAGCGAGCUCAGGGGCAGCUGGAGGCCGAGAUGCAGAACCUGGAGGAGGAGAAGAACCGCGUCAUCGAGGAGGCCUUCAUCAGAGCCGAGAGCGAAAUGAAGGCCGUGCACGAGAACCUGGCAGGUGUGCGCCUGAACCUGCUGAGCCUCCAGCCGGCGCUCCGGACUCUGACCUCAGACUACAACUGUCUGAAAAGGCAGGUCCAGGACUUCCCCUUCAUGCUGGACAGAGCCAUCACUGAGGCCAAGCAGGAGAUCUGUCAGGUGAUCGGUGAGGUCAGCUCGGCCAACCAGGAGCUGCUGCGUAAAUACCGGCGGGAGAUGAACCUGAGGAAGAAGUGCCACAACGAGCUGGUCCGACUCAAAGGUAACAUCCGCGUCUUCUGCCGCGUCCGGCCCGUCAGCCAGGAGGAGCAGGACUCCGCCGACGCCAAAACGCUGCUGAGCUUUGACUCUGAGGACGACGCCGUCCUCUACCUGUCCAACAAGGGCAAGACCAUGACCUUUGAACUGGACAAGAUCUUCCCGCCUCAGGCCACGCAGGAGGAGGUGUUCCAGGAAGUCCAGUCGCUGGUCACUUCCUGUAUCGACGGCUUCAACGUCUGCAUUUUUGCGUAUGGACAGACUGGCUCUGGGAAAACGUACACGAUGGAGGGCGUGGAAGGCGACCCCGGGAUCAACCAGCGAGCGCUCCGCCUGCUGUUCGACGAGGUGACGGAGAAAGCGCCGGACUGGGACUACAGGAUCACAGUGAGCCUGGUGGAGAUCUACAACGAGACGCUGCGCGACCUGCUGAGGGAAAACCCGACCGACAAGCUGGACAUCAAGAUGAACCCGGACGGCAGCGGGCAGCUCUACGUUCCCGGACUGACGGAGAGGACGGUUCAGAGUCCAGAGGACAUCAACCGGGUGUUCGAGCUGGGUCACGCCAACAGAGCGACGGCGUGCACCAACCUGAACGAGCACAGCUCGCGCUCCCACGCGCUGCUCAUCAUCACCGUGUCGGGAUUCAACGGCGCCACCGGAACCCGGACUCAGGGGAGGCUGAACCUGGUGGACCUGGCCGGUUCGGAGCGGAUCGGGAAGUCCGGCGCCGAAGGGAGCCGUCUCCGGGAAGCUCAGUGCAUCAACAAGUCUCUGUCUGCGCUCGGUGAUGUCAUCAGCGCGCUGCGCGGCAAACACGCCCACGUGCCCUUCAGGAACUCGCGCCUCACCUACCUGCUGCAGGACUCCCUGAGCGGCGACAGCAAAACCCUGAUGAUGGUGCAGGUCUCUCCGUUGCCCGGCAACAUGAGCGAGUCGGUCUGCUCGCUGAAGUUUGCCCAGAGGGUCCGCAGUGUGGAGCUAAGCUCCUCCUCCUCGACCUCCAGGAGGCACGAGAACUCGUCCACCUCGUCCUCGCCGACGCACGACAGCGUUGAGCUGGACUCCCCCCCAGUGACGCCGGUGCCCCUCCCCAUCUCCCGGGCCAGCAGCGCCGGCUCCACCCUGUCCUCCACCUCCAGAACUCCCAGCAGCUCCCGCCGGAGGUCCCAGUCCCAGCUGGCUGCAGGUCUGAGCUGUAAGAGAGGAGGCGUCCCGCUGGCCGUCUGUCCUCCUCCCUCCUCUGUGUCCUCAUUCUGUGGUCUGGUUGGUUGGUUUGCAGACAGACAGGUAGACAGUGGCGGCCCGGUGGUGGGGGACGGCGGGCAGGACGACUGAAGCUGACGGCCUAAAGGACGGACGAAGGGGCAGUUCCCUGCUGGGGCGGUUUCCUGCUGGGGCGGUUCUGUUGGUUCAGGCGCUCCUGCUGCUGAUUGGACCAUGCACUCCUCUUGGCGCCCCCUGCUGGACUGAAGUCUGUCCGUUUCCAGAAUCAGUGUUUUCUUUGAAAAUUUGCACUUUAAGGUUUUAAUUUUUGUUUCCAACACCCCCGUGAAGGAGGUACAUGUUUCGUUUGUCUCUAUUCAGAUUUUGCUUUGAAGUUCUACUUUUUCUUCAUAUUUUGAGAUAAAACUUUUAUUUUGAAAUUGGAGUGGAAAGUUCAGACUUGGAGAACUUUCCAGUUCAGAAGUUUUUCAUUUGAAGAAACUGAGAUUGGUCUCAUGCUGCCUGCCUCUCCUGUAGCUUUCCUUUAACCAAUCAGGGUACUUCGCUAAUGCCAGACUGUCCAAUCAGAGCAAUACGAGGAAUUGAUCUCGUGUCCGAGCCGGUUUCUUCUUCUGCAGUUUGUGUGCUUUUUUUUGUAUUUCCUUUUUAAUAAAACAUUCCACCACGA
This is a messenger RNA of Oryzias latipes (Japanese medaka), 4226 nucleotides long. Lineage: Eukaryota; Metazoa; Chordata; Actinopteri; Beloniformes; Adrianichthyidae. The record is from RefSeq and is a predicted model, not a curated record.